AUGUUAAAAAUUCAAUCUUAUUAUAUGACCAAUAUCAAAUCAGAAUUAAUACAUUAUGAAAAAAAACUUACUGAAUCAGAGUUAUAUAAAGUUAUUAAUAAUUUAACAAUUAUAAAAGUAAUGGCUAUAGAAAAUAAAAAAGUAAUAUUCAAUUCUGAUGAACUAUUUUUUGAAGAUACAGAAUUUAAUCAAAAUACUUUAAAUAUUAAUGAGAUUUAA
Molecule: messenger RNA, 219 nt
Organism: Cetraspora pellucida
Lineage: Eukaryota; Fungi; Glomeromycota; Glomeromycetes; Diversisporales; Gigasporaceae
Source: the annotation of a GenBank genome assembly